CCUUUUUCAUUCAAGAUGGCGGGCGACGAGUCAGGUACAACGCUGGGUCAGCCUCAUUUGGCCAAACAAGACCUCAAUACUCUGGAUGUAUCCAAGCUGACGACGCUGUCCCCCGAGAUCAUCAGCAGACAGGCCACCAUCAACAUUGGUACAACAGGCCACCAUCAACAUUGGUACAGCCCGCUAUUGAACGCGACGAACCAAGUUCUCACCGUCCGCUUCAAAAACGAGCUGGAGAGGAACAUCACCAUCAAGCUCGGCUAUGCUAACGCGAAGAUCUACAUGCUGGAUGACCCCAGCUGCCCUCGGCCCGAGUGCUACCGCUCAUGCGGGAGCAGUACUCCCGAUGAGUUCCCCACAGACAUCCCCGGCACCAAAGGCGACUUUAAACUUGUCAGACACGUGUCCUUCGUGGACUGUCCCGGUCACGACAUUUUGAUGGCGACCAUGUUGAACGGCGCCGCUGUCAUGGACGCCGCCCUCCUCCUCAUCGCGGGCAACGAGUCUUGUCCGCAGCCGCAGACAUCAGAGCAUCUGGCCGCCAUCGAAAUCAUGAAGUUGAAGCACAUCCUCAUCCUGCAGAACAAGAUCGACCUAGUGAAGGAGAGCCAGGCCAAAGAGCAGUAUGAGCAGAUACUGACGUUCGUGCAGGGCACGGUGGCCGAGGGCGCGCCCAUCAUUCCCAUCUCUGCUCAGCUCAAGUACAACAUCGAGGUGGUGUGCGAGUACAUCGUCAAGAAGAUCCCCGUCCCUGUGCGAGAUUUCUCCUCAGAGCCCAGACUCAUCGUCAUCAGAUCAUUUGACGUCAACAAACCUGGCUGUGAAGUGGAUGACCUGAAAGGCGGCGUGGCGGGCGGGAGUAUCCUCAAGGGCGUCCUCAAGGUGGGCCAGGAGAUCGAGGUGCGGCCGGGCAUCGUGUCCAAGGACCACGAAGGGAAGCUGAUGUGCAAGCCCAUCUUCUCCAAGAUUGUUUCGCUGUUCGCCGAACACAACGACCUUCAGUACGCCGCGCCCGGAGGCCUCAUCGGCGUGGGCACCAAGAUUGACCCGACGCUUUGCCGAGCCGACCGCAUGGUGGGUCAGGUGCUGGGCGCCGUCGGGGAGUUACCGGAGAUCUUCACCGAGCUGGAGAUCUCGUACUUCCUGCUCAGGAGGCUGCUGGGCGUGCGCACGGAGGGAGACAAGAAGGCCGCCAAGGUCCAGAAGCUGUCGAAGAACGAAGUGCUUAUGGUGAACAUCGGGUCACUGUCGACAGGCGGCCGCGUUAGUGCCGUCAAAGCCGAUCUGGCUAAGAUCGUCCUCACCAACCCCGUAUGCACCGAAGUAGGAGAGAAAAUCGCCCUGAGUCGACGUGUGGAGAAACAUUGGCGUCUGAUUGGCUGGGGGCAGAUCAGGAGGGGCGUGACCAUCACACCCACGGUGGAUGAUGACUGACAGGAGAAGGCGGGUCCGUUACCGUCCACAAAGUUGUCAUCAAGAUACCGCAAAUGUUUUCCUCCUCUUCAUUCUUUUCCCGCCAAGAGGGACAGCUGGGAAUGACGCCAACAUACUUGGGACUAGCGUGAACAUCUGCCGCCGACUACGCUUCAAUGCAGCUCCCGUUUCCUUUCUCUUAUCCAAUAAACGUUUGGAAUUAAA
Messenger RNA from Hippocampus comes (tiger tail seahorse), 1638 nucleotides. It is a transcript of the gene eif2s3, whose product is annotated as eukaryotic translation initiation factor 2, subunit 3 gamma. Gene Ontology annotation, molecular function: GTPase activity; tRNA binding; translation initiation factor activity. The record is from RefSeq and is a predicted model, not a curated record. Bases 16 to 1434 code for a protein of 472 amino acids. NCBI's taxonomy places the organism in Eukaryota, Metazoa, Chordata, Actinopteri, Syngnathiformes, Syngnathidae. Gene Ontology annotation, biological process: formation of translation preinitiation complex. Gene Ontology annotation, cellular component: cytosol; eukaryotic translation initiation factor 2 complex. The transcript is spliced from 13 exons.